GAUUUACAAGAAACACGGGAUGAGGCAACCUGACGGACUCUGAUUGGUUUAGACUCUCUGCAGCGUUUUUAUCAGUCGCUGACCGGAGGGGCUGAUCUCCCAAACCGUACGAGGAUCAAAACUUUUGCUGAGCAGUAACGAAGUUCCUCAUACAGGAGUGCCAUGGAAAAUCCACUUGAUUAUGAACCAAUAGAAGAGUUUAGAGAGGUGCUGCUGACUGCUGGACCUGCCUCUGCAGCUGCAAAGAUCCAGGAGUAUUUGGAUGAGCAGAAUAAUAUUCCACUAAAUAUUGCUGUCACAGGAGAGUCUGGCUCUGGUAAAUCCACCUUUGUUAAUGCCUUUAGAGGCAUAAACAACAGAGAUGAAGGAGCCGCUCCUACUGGUUGUGUAGAAACCACAUCAAAACCUACAGCAUACGCCCACCCAAACUAUCCCAAUGUUACAUUAUGGGAUCUCCCUGGGAUUGGUACCACCAAUUUCCCAGCUGAUGAGUACCUGAAGUAUGUUGAAUUUGAGAAGUUUGACUUCUUCAUCAUCAUCUCAGCUGAUCGCUUCAGAGAAAAUGAUGUGAAACUUGCUCUGGAGAUUGAGAGGAUGAAGAAGAAGUUCUACUUUGUUCGCUCAAAGAUUGACAGCAACUUACGUGAUGCGGAAGAAGAUCAGAGGGAUUUCAGCGAGGAGAGGACUCUUGCACAAAUCAGGGAGAACUGCAUUCAAGGUCUCCAAGAACAAGGUUUUGAGUCUCCACAGGUCUUCCUGGUGUCCAGCCGUAAGCUCCACCUGUAUGACUUCCGUCUGCUGGAGGAGACAUUAGAGAGGGAACUUCCUGCACACAAGAGGAAUGCUCUGCUGUUUGCCAUGCCCAAUGUCAGCCGUGGGAUCAUCGACAAGAAGAAAGAUGCUUUACAGUCAAAAAUAAAGUACUUGGCCUCUCUAUCUGCACUCAUAGCAUCUGCACCAGUCCCUGGGCUCUCGAUUACUGCUGAUCUAACCAUGAUAGUUAAAACCAUCAAAGAGUACCAGGUUACUUUUGGCCUUGAUAACGAGUCACUGGAGAAUCUUGCUCGUAGCACACGUCUGACUUUGGCUGAUCUUAGAGCAGUGAUGAAGUCACCUCUGGCUGCAACAGAAAUAACCAAAGAGCUUAUUGUUAAGGUGCUGUCCUUUUCUGCAAGUGAAAUUGCAUUAAUGACAGCAGAGGAAGGGUCCAGAUUCAUCCCAAUAAUUGGAAUCCCAGCAGCAAUGACCUGCUCUUUUAUCUCCACCUACAGUGCACUCAAGACUUUCCUCAACAUGCUUGCUGAUGAUGCUCAGAGGGUAUUUACAAGAGCACUGGGUUUAAACACCACAGUGUGAAAUCAGAAAUGAAUGGAAAUAUGGAACAUUUAAGACUGUUAGAGUACAGAGCAAUGAGCCUCUGAAUUAUUUUUGUGAGCACAAUGUAAUUUGUUAUUAAUCACUGAUCACUUAAUCAUAAUUUUCUAAUCUAGUUGCACAUUUUAGCAAACACUUUGAGUAAGUCAGGUGAUGUGAUUAUUCCUGUCUAAAUAAUCUAUUUUCAUCUGAUUGAAAUGUAAUGAAGGCUUUUGAUUGAUCAAUAAAUUGUCCAUUGCAAUGA
Toxotes jaculatrix (banded archerfish) is the source of this 1618-nucleotide messenger RNA. Its product is annotated as interferon-inducible GTPase 5-like. The transcript is spliced from 3 exons. NCBI's taxonomy places the organism in Eukaryota, Metazoa, Chordata, Actinopteri, Toxotidae. Gene Ontology annotation, molecular function: GTP binding. The coding region runs from base 163 to 1356 and encodes 397 amino acids. Gene Ontology annotation, cellular component: membrane. The record is from RefSeq and is a predicted model, not a curated record.